CUCACAGGACGCUGGAUUGGCCGCAGAAUCUAAGGAGAUCCAAUACAUGACGGUCAUUUUUCCCGUCCAGUAAAACAUCGGAAAAAGGUCAGUCGUUAUAUGUAAGGUUCUGAGAUUCAUACAUGUAAACCAAUUGGGUCAGAGCUUUUCUUCCUGUCACUCACACACGCAGAGACCCAACAGAAAAGAGGGUUAGCAAGUUAGCAAACAACAGAGAAGGACUGUUAUGAUCAUUUUAAGACUAUGCCGAUCGAUAAAGCCAACAAACCCAAACAAACACUUCUUCAAGUGGGCUUUUCUUCCUGUCACUCACAGAGACCCACUCAGAUAGAGUGUGCUAACACUCUUUUAUAAUGGGUUAGCAAACAACUAUAUUAUAAUACAUUUUCAUUGUUUGAUUUAAAAAGAAAAAAUUGGUCUUAAAAUAUAUUUGAGCAAAACUGGGUUAGCAAACAACAGAGAGGGAAAUUUUAUGAUCCUUUAAAGAUAACUGAUCGAUCAAUCAGAAUCCUCCAACAACUGUCUUGUGGCUAAGAAAUGUGAUGUACUUUUGAUUUAAUUGUAAAUUAGUUAUUUUACUGAUAAUGGGAAGACAAAUUUAGUCCAAGGAUAGUUUAUAUACGGGGGUCUGGAGAUUUUAUAUAUGCAAACACAAAUACUCCUCAAGCAAGCUUUUCUUCCUGUCACUCACACACACAGACACACACCGAUUAAUCAACGAUCAAUAAAGCAGAAUAAAAUCAAAAUCAAUCAAAACUUUGUUUAUAAAUAAAGAGCUUUUCAUCAAAGAAAUGCAACACAAAGUGCUUUACAGACUUAAAAACAAUACCCCGAUGACCCAGAUCCCCCAUCAUCACACACACACACACACACACACACACAUAUGAACAAAUGAAUGCAUGGCUGAGUACAGAGGAGACAUGUGAGUAAACACUAUCACAAGAGCCAUCUGCACCACACCAUGGCCACCAGCAUGCUGACACAUCACGGCCGAUAACCCCUCAUGAAUGCUGGAAAGUAAAAAUAAUAUAACCAGUAAAAUAGUACAAACCAUGGGUAGAGAAAAAGGAUAAAAUACAAGUAAGACAUAUGAAGAUAAAAAAGAAAUAUACAGUAAAUAUAUAAUAGAUAAAUACAACUAAAUAAAGAAGAAUUAAAGCAGCUAAUAAAGAUGACAUACUUUUUUUUGAAUCCACCGUUAUUUCACAGAUAUUAAAAUACUUAAUUUAUUUUUUAAUAUUUGAUUGGCAACACUUAAUUGGACCUAGUGUGUGAAUGUUGUCUGUCUAUCUGUGUUGGCCCUGCGAUGAGGUGGCGACUUGUCCAGGGUGUACCCCGCCUUCCGCCCGAAUGCAGCUGAGAUAGGCUCCAGCGACCCCGAAAGGGACAAGCGGUAGUAAAUGGAUGGAUGGAUGGAUGGAUGGUGUUAAAAAAUAUUUGAGCAAAAACAAGUCCUAAAAAGGAGGCUAUUCAGAGUCUUGAAACCCAAGUAUGGAUAAAAUAUUUCAACCUUUUCCGCUUUUAUUAAUCCCAGAGGACUUUUCAUCUACUGAUUGUCACAUCUGAUGCGCACUACAACCACCUUCAUGAACAUAAACCAGUGGGCCAGUGUCAUCGUGGAUGAAAACUGAGCAGAAUUCCCAUCCUGUGUUGGAUCUCAUUAGAUUAUUGCAGGUGUACCUAAUGAAGUGGCUUGUUUCCUGGCUUCCAUUUCCUCCCAGUCACAUUUCCUCCCCGUCACAUUUCCUCCCAGUCACAUUUCCUCCCCGUCACAUUUCCUCCCAGUCACAUUUCCUCCCCGUCACAUUUCCUCCCAGUCACAUUUCCUCCCCGUCACAUUUCCUCCCAGUCACAUUUCCUCCCCGUCACAUUUCCUCCCCGUCACAUUUCCUCCCAGUCACAUUUCCUCCCAGUCACAUUUCCUCCCAGUCACAUUUCCUCCCCGUCACAUUUCCUCCCCGUCACAUUUCCUCCCCGUCACAUUUCCUCCGCGUCACAUUUCCUCCCCGUCACAUUUCCCCUGACAUUCAAUACUUGUCUGCUCCAAUUUUUCACUUUCUACGAUUCCUUGCUAACCUUCCUCUCUCUCUCCUUCAUGGCCACUCUUCCUUCUCGCUUCACCUUCUGAUCCUGGGCCUCAGCCACGACCAGUCUGCCUCCUCGUCGGAUGAUUCCGACCCCGGUGCCUCCAGCCCCUCCCCCUCUUGCGCCCCCUCGCACAAGACCGCCGCUGUCGUGCACGGCAAAAGUCCGCCUAUGCACCCACACCCCCCCUCCACCACCCACUUAGAGGCCCCGCCUCUGGUUUUCCCCCCAGUGGACCCCACCGCCGGUCCCAGACUGGUCAAAUGCCAGAAGUGGCCCCUGCUCGGGCGCCAAGACCCCCGCGAGCCGCCUGAUCCCAUAGAUUACGAGAGCAUUAUCCCCGACUUGGAGAACGACGACAUGUUUGCGAGGCGGACCCUCGCCUUCCAGUCCAACGCGGAGCUGGCGAGGGUCAAGACCCCGUUGUCUGCGAGGCGGCGCCUGUGGACGUCCGAGGAACAGCUCAAUAUCGUCACCCAGCGUCACGACGCCAACAUGGAGGACGAGGACUUCCCGGACAUCGAGCAGGACGACCUGGUCCAGCAUAAGGAGAAAAUCCGUCAAGCUCACCAAAGACGACCCCUCUCCGGCGCCCCGGACAACUACUCCCCGAUGCCGGUCCCCGAGCCGUGGGACCUCCCCGCGGAUCUGAAGACCCGACUCCUGUGCCCGCCGUGCCCUCUCACUCGGCAGGGCUCCGCGCAUAAAUCCGUCAAAAAGGAGGCGUGUCCCGAAUCGGACGACAUGCUGGUGCGAAAGUUUACCGCGUGUUCGCAGAAGAGCUCGGCCAAUCAGUCGAGCCCCUCCAUGCCGACUUCCUGUAGCGACGGCGACCUGCAGAGGUGGCGCGAUAUCAGAGAGGCCAGUCAGCUGAGAUAUAAGAAGAGGCGCAUGGUAGAAAUGCUAGCCGCUCUCAAGCUGUAGACUUAGACAAACUUUAAUGAUCUGUAGCUUUUAGCUCGUGGAAAUAUUUGUUGUUUGGAACUUCUAAAUACACCGGAGCACGUUUAUGUCGAGGAUACCAACUUGUUCUUUUACACUAAAAAUUGCCCGCUUAAGUUGACAUGGACAUACCUCUUUUGUCGACAUAAAAUCUGAAAUUCUGAAUAAUCAACAACGCCCGUCAUUGUCGCUCGCACGUUUUUUUUUUGCAAAAAAGCUGUGAAACGUUUCAAAUAUUUAAUCAAGAUUAAUUACAUUUUGCUCAUAGUUAACUUAGAAAUAAUCGCGAUUAAUCACAGAUGGAUAUCAUUAAUAAGUGUACCCGAGACAGACAAUUAUUUUUGCUUUAAUGAAACAUGUUUUAAACGUUAUGCUUUUUAAUCAGCUCCAAAAAAAAAAAGGACAUGAACACACUUUUAAUGGUAAUAAAAAAUAUUACCUGCAGUGUGUUGGUGUCUUGCCAGAUUUUUGUUUUUUGUAGGAAUGUAUAAUUUGUAUUCCUGCUUUAGAAGCACUUGCCAAGAGAGGGGAGGAGCUACAGCAUCUUUAUAUACCAGGUUCACGCAUUAAUAACAUCAAAUGUGGAUUGUUACGAACAUGCUUUGAUUGGCAAAUAUGUUUGCUAAUGUAAUCUGUGAUAUUUCCACCUGAAUAAAUGCUUCUUAUAUUCUGUACAUUACAUGUCUAUUUAUUAAUAACAUGUCAUAUUCAGCCUGCUAAUCUUUCCAAAAUUGAGGACUAUCAUCCAGAACAAGUUAUAAAAAAAAUAUACACUUUAUUUCAGCCUACCAAAAAAUCUCCCAUAUCUUCCCAACUGUCGUACUAGCAUUUGUUUAGGUAGAACUAUCACAGAUUACAUCACAAAACAUAUUUGACAAAGCAUGAUCGUAAAUGUAAGACAUUUUUAUUUUGUGAGUGAAGUUAGACCGGAUGUGAAGCAUAGCACUUUUAUUCUGAAGGCAGAAGUGUGUGAUAGGUUUGAGAAGGUGUCUUGACAUGUUUUGACGACGGACCUUACUGUUUGCAAUAAAAAAGUGACUCAAAAUGAUGUUAUCAAUGCACCUUAACUGUAAUCUAAACACGGAAGUGAAGCUCCGCCCACCUAUCUGAACAGAGCAAUUUGCUCCAGUGAAGACGCUCACGGUGAAAAAUAGUCUUUUCUCGUCGAAAGAACAACUUGCCAUGACUUUGGAGCUGAUAUUUCCAUAAUGUACCGCUUUUUUUCCUUUUCCAUUUCUGAUCGCUAUUUUCCCGUUUGUGGCUCAUCAGUUACUAGUGAAUGCGGCCAAUUUUCACCCCGGCUACGGAACGGCCCGAGGGUCAAACUUUGACAGCCCAAGUCCAAAUCAAUAACAACAUGCUAAUAAUAAGAAGGUUGAACCAAAGAUCCUUUAUUCUUUUCACUCAUCAACAAUUUUAGUUUUCUCCCUUUUUUCCGCAACUAACAAAAUGUGCUCAUUAGAAGCAUUCUCUUUUGGUCUCUGGUGAAAACCACAAGUAUAUGUGGCUAUUUUCGGUUAUGUCGACAUGAGUCAGCCAAUCCGAGAAAUGUCGACUUAAGCGGUUUUCUCUGUGUUUGAGUCUGUGCUUUGGAAUUUCUUGAGCUUGUUUUGUGGUCGGAAUGACUCACUAUGGCAGGAUUAGUGAGGAGAAACACAAACUGCUGCAUGUUACUUCUUUUAAAGUGUGAUUUAUGAAUACAUCAUCGGAUUUACCCAAAACCCUGCAGUGCUGUUUUAGACACCGAGCUCCUAUUUGAUUAAAACAUGUCAAUUAUAGGACUCUGUUUGUCAAUAAAAGGGCAAAAAGGUGGUGUCACCCGGUGGCAGUAGUUACCUCAGCUGUGAUUUUCAGCACCAUGUGUCAUCUUAACGCCCACAAAAAAUGUCAAGUUGAACCCAAAAUGGAAUUACAUUUUUCAAUGUUGUGAUUUUUGUUUGAAUUUAUAAACACACAUACAUAUGGGUUGUUUCCUGGGGGAAACGACUAUUUAUCUAAAAAUAAAUAUAUAUCUUUACAUUGAAGGGUAACUAUAAAGUUGAUUAUAGCAAAUAUUAUAUAGCGAUUAUAUACUUCACAUCUUUUGAAUUUGAGUGUUUAUGUUUGGUAAAUACAAUUAAUAGCUUUAUUUAAUAUAAUAAAACAAAAAACAAGUUGAUACUUUUGUCAGGGACUAUUUAGUAUAUAUUUUUAAAAAUAAAUACAUUUUAAAUAUAUUUUAAUUAUUUAUUGUGAUGUUUUUUUUGUGGGGAAAAUAUAACAAGUACUAUUUAAUGUAAUCAAAGA
Entelurus aequoreus (snake pipefish) is the source of this 5313-nucleotide messenger RNA. Its product is annotated as LIM domain only protein 7-like. The transcript is spliced from 2 exons. Lineage: Eukaryota; Metazoa; Chordata; Actinopteri; Syngnathiformes; Syngnathidae. Bases 1621 to 3009 code for a protein of 462 amino acids. Gene Ontology annotation, biological process: regulation of signaling; regulation of cell adhesion. The record is from RefSeq and is a predicted model, not a curated record.